Molecule: messenger RNA, 807 nt
Organism: Eurypyga helias (sunbittern)
Lineage: Eukaryota; Metazoa; Chordata; Aves; Eurypygiformes; Eurypygidae
Gene: CCDC69
Product: coiled-coil domain containing 69
Exons: 7
Cellular component (GO): nucleus; cytoplasm
Molecular function (GO): microtubule binding
Source: RefSeq, a predicted model, not a curated record
AGACAGCUAAAGGCCCAGCAGCAGAAGGGACCGGCUUCCCAGGAGCUCACGGCCUUGAAGACAGAGAACGCUGAUGCUGAACUGUUGCCUGCGGACGGGAAGGAGAAGGCAGCGUUUGGAGAGGAGCAGACGGAGAGCAGGAGACUCCUCCAGGGCCAGGAGGAGGAGCGGCUGCGGGAUGCCAACCGGGCAGGGACCACGAGCAUCGCCCAGGAUGUUAACAUCCAGGUGGAAAAGGGAAAAGACCUGGAGCUGACGGAGCAGUUCGAUGCCCUGAGGAGGGAGCACACGGUGACCCUACAAGAGCUCCAGAGAGCCCAUGAGCAAGAGAAGCUGCUGCUGGCAGAGUCCCACCACAGGACCCAGGCGGCCUUGCAGGAGACAAUCCAGACACUGAAUUCCCAGCUGAAAUCCUUCCAGGAGAGGAUGAAGCGGGUGGAGGAGUCGCUCUUGAGCACAGACUACAAGAAGCACAUACAGGAGCAUGGGAGCCCCAGCCCCUUCUGGGAGCAGGAGCUGGAGAGCCUGCACUUCGUCAUUGAGAUGAAGAACGAGCAUAUCCCCGGCCUGGACAAGAAGCUGCUGAAACGUGUGGUGGGUUCCAAGGGGGGGUUGCAGCGUGUGCCAUUUGCCCGCAGGCAGCUGUCGGAGGAAUUGCUGGCUGCCCGCGGGAUGCUGGAGAAGGAGGCGCAGCGGGGGGAGCAGGCUCAACGCGAGAAGGAGGAGCUGAUGUACCGCCUGCUCAAUGGGGGGGACGGCAUCCCCUUCCCCAUCCCUGCCGGCGAGGUGUCCCUCAUCGCCACGUAG